GAAAAGUUAUCAAACCGCAGCUUGUUCCAUUCGAAUGAACACACCAGUGAUUUCGGUGGUGCCCAAGGAAUUCAGUCUCAGAAAUCACCAAUCCACUAACCCAGCCACCAGCAUGAAGUUCUUCGUUGCCACCGCCUGCAUCCUGCUCCUGGCAGCAGGCAUCUCCGCCGAUCCCGUCAAGGCCGCUUCCGAGGAGCAGUCCGGGGCCUUCGCCAAGUGCCUCGAGACCGACUCCAUCUCGUGCCUGCAGCUCACGCUCUUCCGCAAGGCCAAGUCUGUCUUCGAUAACCCCCAGAUCGAGAUCUUCGGCGGCGUUUCCCUGGUGAAGGCCAACGAAGGACGUCAGGGCAAGUCCCUGGACAACUCCCUCGCCGUUGAGGCCGCUCCCAGCGUGGAGGCCCGCACCGCCGAGAUGGGCAACUACUUCAUGGACAACGCCAAGAGCUUCUUCGCCGAGCGCUCCCUGAACUUCAACUUCGCCAACGCCGCUCGCAGCGUGGCCCGCGCCAUUCCCGAUGACAUCAAGGCCGAUCUCCGCGAGCUGGUCGUUGAGUCCCGUACCCGCAAGAAGAAGCUGCUGAAGAAGUUCCUGCCCAUCCUGCUGGGAGUCGGUGCCAAGAUCGCUGUCCUGGGCGUUGGCUCCAUCUUCGGCCUGCUCUUCCUGGCCAAGAAGGCUUUGGUUGUGUCAGUGAUCGCCUUCUUCCUGGCUCUGGCCGCUGGUGCCUCCAGCGGAUUGGGUCGCAUCGGUGGUUCCGGAGGCGGCGGCGGUCUGCUCGGCGGUCUGGGCGGUCUGUUCGGCGGCAAGAACUCCGGCGGAUCGUCGGCUGCCAGCACCGGUGGAUGGUCCUCGGGCGGUGGCUCCUCCAACGCCGGCUGGUCCUCGGGCAGCAGCUCCGGCUGGGACACCCAUGGAGCCUACAGCUCGCCCGUGGCCCAGACCAUCGCCUACCAGGGCUACAAGCAGGCCCGCCGGUAAACCAUUGGCCACGAGCUAAUUCAACCGAAGGACGAAGGCCAAGGAGAGAGAGAAAUCAAUCGCUAAAAAUGAUGACCUAUAUUUAUAUUUAUUUAUAAAUUAUUUAUUUUAAUUUAUUACUUGAACGAGAACGAGUACGAGACGAACAAAAGUGCCUUCCAUUAGACAAAAAAAAAACAACAAUCACUAAAUAACAAGACACUCCCAAACACACCACCUUUCAUCAACGACCGCCAAUAACCUCCACCAAGGAAUCUUCACUACUUUCCACACUCCUCUACACUCUCCACACUAUAUCUUAAUUUCAUGGCUGCACCUUUGAUUUAUGGACUGCAAAUGUUUGCCACUAGUCGCUUCCAUCAGUCAAAGCCAGUCGCCUCGCCCAUUUAACUGUAUCUAUCCCUCAUCUAUUUUCAUCUAUCUCUAUGCUAUGUCUACCUCUAUCUGUACCUGUACCUCUACCAUCUAUCUAUCUAUCUGUCUAUCUAUCUAUCUAUCUAUCUGUCGAUCUAUCUAUCUAUCUGUCUAUCUAUAUCUGUCUGUCUAUCUGGGCUUUCCCACUUUACCGCCCGGGAAAACCCAACCAAAUGCUGCUAAAUCAAAGAAUCAAAUAAUAAUUCAAACAUGAAAAAUA
Messenger RNA from Drosophila rhopaloa, 1610 nucleotides. RefSeq names its product Osiris 6 (gene Osi6). NCBI's taxonomy places the organism in Eukaryota, Metazoa, Arthropoda, Insecta, Diptera, Drosophilidae. The coding region runs from base 35 to 976 and encodes 313 amino acids. The record is from RefSeq and is a predicted model, not a curated record. The transcript is spliced from 2 exons.